This is a messenger RNA of Xyrichtys novacula (pearly razorfish), 4309 nucleotides long. Lineage: Eukaryota; Metazoa; Chordata; Actinopteri; Labriformes; Labridae. The record is from the annotation of a GenBank genome assembly.
GUUUGUAUUUCUCGGAUCUGACGUUGACAGGGAAGUUCGACAAAUGAGCUGUCAGACAACAACAAACUCAUGGCGAGGAGCGACCCAGACCAAACAGAUGAAACGUGUACUUUUUGUUGGAUAGCUAAUGGUCAAGACGAAGAAACUGAAAUCCUUAAAAAGGUAGGACCCUUUUAAACACAUAAACUAUCUGAAGUUCGCUUCAGGUCAAUGCGAUGGACGACACCCGGCUUUGUGUAGUUUUGAUAGAGAUUGGAAAGAGAAGUCUAUUGGAGUGUUAUAGAUAUUUAUGACUUUUUUGGAAGUAGAUCUUUAAGAAUUGACCACAUAAAGGCCAAGAUACUAUCUUAUGAAACAAUAUGUCCUCGAUAAAUGCAUGUCCAUUUGCUGGAUGCUCACUCUGUCUGUUUAUCUCCCCUUACUCUCUUCAUUAGUCUCCUCAAAUAAAGCCCCCAGGUACUUUGUUCUUCUGUUAUUUUACCUAAUUUGUUGCUGUUUAAAGCCAGCAUGAUGCUACAUCUUGCUGACCUGAAACAUUCUGCUUGCCUGCCAACUUGUACUAUGAUAGCAUGAUUUACUUUGCCACCAAAACAUGAAGUUAACUCCCCUUUUCUUUGAAAAAUACUAAUGUAUGAUUCAUAUUCAUACUAAUGAUAGUUCAAAUAAGUGCUGUCCUUAAAAUUGUUGUUACCUAUGUGUUGAAAUAUGUGUUUCAAUUUUGACUCUUCUCUUCCAUCAGUCCAAAGACCUGGUGUGUUUCAGAGACAUUGUCCCUGCAGCUCCUCACCAUUACCUGGUUAUACCCAGACAGCACAUAACCAGCUGUCACGCUCUGAACAGUGGACACAUCAGCCUCGGUUAGUCAUAGAGGAUCUGUACAAAUUACUGUUACUAUGAGUUUUACAAAAAUGGUUGACAUACCACAACUCCAAUGAUGAAGUGCCAAUAAGUGUGGAACGACAGAGUAAUAAUGUUUGAUAUCUUCAACAGUUAAGCACAUGGCUGAGAUGGGGAAAGCAGUGCUAAAAGAUCAAGGAUUCACUGAUACAGAAGACAUACGGUGGGUUAAGACAGUUGGUGUGUGUUUGGGUUACCUGAACUCAUCAUUGUGGAACAUCUAACACCUAUUUAAAGAGUAGUUUCUGUAAUCACACCAGUAUUUGUGGAUUACUUUUUCUCAAUACAAUAAGAACGAGGAGUAGAACGAAAUAUUGAUGCCGCAAUAUAUAUUGAUGACCUGACUCGUGUGACACAAUUUAGUAUUCUGUGUUCUGAAGUAAACAUGAUAUUGAUAUUGUGUAUUAUAAUAAUAAUCAUACAAAUCCUAAUUCCAUUGAAGUUGGGAAAUUGUGAUAAACGUAUUUAAAACCGAAUACAAUGAUUUGCAAAUCCUUUUCAACCUAUAUUCAAUUAAAUACACUAUAAAGACAAGAUAUUUAAUGUUCAAACUCAUAAACUUUAUUUUUUUUUUUGCAAAUAAUAAUUAACUCAGAAUUUCAUGGCUGCAACACGUGACCAAGUAGUUGGGACAGGGGCAUGUUUACCUCUGUGUUACAUCACCUUUCCUUUUAACAACACUCAAUAAACGUUUGGGAACUGAGGAGACUAAUUGUUGAAGAUUUGAAGGUGGAAUUCUUGCCCAUUCUUGCUUGAUGUACAGCUUCAGUUGUUCAACAGUCCGGGGUCUCCGUUGUCAGAUUUUACGCUUUAUAAUGUGCCACAUAUUUUCAAUGGAGACAGGUCUGGACUGCAGGCAGGCCAGUCGAAUACCCACACUCUUUUACUACGAAGCCACGCUGUUAUAACACUCGCAGAAUGUGGCUUUCUGGAUGUUGUUGAUAAAUGGCUUUCGCUUUGCAUAGUAGAGUUUAAACUUGCACUUACAGAUGUAGCAACGAACUGUAUUUAUAUAUUAUUAUAAUAUUCUAGGCCUGUCGCGAUAAUCAAUAAAUCGCCUUAUCGCUUGGUAAAUAAAAACGAGGUCGAUAACUUUGCCAGCCUCGAUAAUUAACGUGCGUUUGUUUUCCUCCUCUCUCGCUACCAAACACGCUGGAUGAGAGAAGAGGUCUCACUCUGCGCAUUGCUCUCGGCACCUGGGGGCGUUGGCUCUAUAGCGGAAUGAACGGAGUUAGUGAACCCUCCUGUCAGUCAUUCAGUAUCUUUGUCACGGGGGGUGGGGGGCGCGCACAGGCACACGUAGGCGCGCACAGGCACACAGACAGACCUUUGGAUACAGUGCUGCAAGUGAGCGUCGUGAGUGAAAAGCAAGCAAACAGAAUGAACACGACAGCUUUGGUGUCUAAACCGAACGCAACAGCCCAAGUGUGGGAAUAUUUCGGCUUUAAACCAAAUGAAAGAGGUGAGCCCACAAAUACGGACGAGCCGAUACGUCGUAUUUGUUCCAAAAUUGUGGUGACAAAGAAGGGGAAUAUGACGAACAUGCAUGCGCACCUCAAGCACAAUCAUCCCUUCCAUUUUUCCCAACUGAGCAAAAAAAGUACCGCCGGAGGUGCUGCGGAGCCAUCGUCCCGACAGGUACCGCUUACUCAAGCGUUUGGUAAGCAAAGCAAAUAUAAACAAAACAGUGCAAAAUGGUGCGCGCUGACAGACAGCGGAAAUUAAAGUUUAUCACUUUUGACAUGGUGUACUCGCAUUAUUAUGCCAUAUAUUAUCAUUUUCUAUAAUUUAAAAAACGGUGUCAAUAAUAUCGUUUAUCGGCAAUAAUUUGUAGCACAAUUAUAGUCCAGCAAAAUUUGUUAUCGUGACAGGCCUAUAAUAUUCACUAGAAAUAUAAUGCUCUUGGCAAUUUUUAGGUUAGAAAUUUAAAAAAGAAAGUCAAAAUAAAAAAUACAAUGGUUCCCCCUCUUCUGUCCUGAGAAUGCAGGUGCUUCCACUGCCUAAACACUGUUACAUAAAAACAUGUAUUUGUUACACAGUUUAAUACACCGAUAGAACAAUCCAAUGUAUCCAACAAGUGUGUCAGGAUGAAUGAUAUUUUACUAACUGUUUUUCCUCCAUAGGCUGGGGUUCCACCAACCUCCAUACACGUCAAUCGAUCACCUCCAUCUUCAUGUGCUUGCUCCCGCCAGCCAAAUCUCAGAGUAUCAUCACUAUAAGUUCAUCCAAGGGACCUACAGGUUUCUCACUGUGAGUUUUGAAAAUUACCUCUUUCAUGGGAUAUUUAUCAUAAUUAUGACGUCCUUUUUAAAUAACCAUUAGUUUCUUCACAGGAUGAAUAUCUUACCAAGUGUCUUAAAAAAGUAGCUCCACCAGUAAGAGGCCUAGAAAGCUGUUUUUCCUGUUUGAGCAAGCAACGCGAAGAGGAAGUCCCAGACUUUAAAAGAAGAGAAGAAGCAAACCUGUCAGAGAAACCUGAAGCAGAGGAAGCCACACAGAGAGGGAAGAGUGGAGUAAACAAAGCUGCAGCUUCAUUACUUUGAUGUCAAAAGAUAAGAGAAUUGAAAUAUGUAUCUGGACACUAAGUUUUUAAAGACACAUGUAAAACAGCUACAUUUCCCUGCUGUCAAAGGGAAAGCCACAACUGACAAAUCACUUCAGAGAACUGACUUAACACUCCGUCUACAUGAAGUGUGACUUUGGCGUGGAGUAAUGUUGUGUACAGGCACUGAAUUUUAUUAUACGCACAUACAAUAUUGAACUGUAUGUAUUUGAAAUGUUAUGGCUGUGGUCAUAUCUGUGUUUUGAUUGUUUGACUUCUGUACUGACAGCUCUCUCUCUCUCUCUCUCUCUCUCUCUCUCUCUCCUCCCCUCCUCCGCAAUGGCAAUCAGUGUCUGUGUGUGUGUGUGUGUGGGAGAUGAGCUGCAGGUGUGUGUGUGUGUGUGCGUGCUGCCAAUUGUUUCCUGUAACCAUCACCCGAUGCCAACCUCUGCCCCUUGCUCUUGUCAUUUCCAACUAACCAGCAUGCUUUUUUUUGCUGGUUAUAGUUUGUGCAUUUGGGAUUUAGUGGCAGUCGUAGGAGGGAGAAGCCAUUUGUUUUUCUGUCCUGUUUCCUCCUGUUUUUGGUUAGGAGUAACGUUACCCACUGACUGUUGUUUUACAUUUAUUUUAUUACAGGGAAGUUAGGGACCUGUUUUGUGUGUUGUUAUGGCACUGCUCACCUCUGAAGCUUAUAAAACUGCCACUCUGUGAUCUUUGACCUUGAAGUUGGCUGGUUUUCUUGGGAGUGGGAAGAGCGGGGCACUGUUGUGUGUGGCCCUGGUUCCCCCAGGCCAGGGCCAUAACAGAAAGCAUGAAUGUAUAAACAAAAUAUGAAAUUUAUCAUGAUUAAAUUAUUUUGUUCAGACUGAA